Molecule: messenger RNA, 1380 nt
Organism: Westerdykella ornata
Lineage: Eukaryota; Fungi; Ascomycota; Dothideomycetes; Pleosporales; Sporormiaceae
Product: pre-mRNA splicing factor syf2
Exons: 2
Coding region: 340-1128 (262 amino acids)
Cellular component (GO): post-mRNA release spliceosomal complex; catalytic step 2 spliceosome; Prp19 complex
Source: RefSeq, a predicted model, not a curated record
UCUGAUCACACCCUGCUGUGGUAGAGACUUGUGUUCGCCCAUGCCCCCCGCCCAUCACCCUGGACUGGUGCGAUUCAUCAACGCGAGUAAGCUUGCGGAUGAACCCAUGAGUUGUCUGAUCGGCCCAAAGUCAGCGGUGUCACGGUAAAUAAUACCAAGAAAUGUAGUGCUAAAACCAGCAGUUACAUUAAUCAAAAAGAGCGCUAACGGUGAGUUGGUAGAGGUCUUGGCCGCCAAGUCAUCCUCGGUUCUCCGGUCCCACUCUUCAAACGUUGAAGCAUCAUCACAGUCUCUGCCGCACAGCACACUUCAACACCAUAAAACUAACUGCUCGCUACCAUGACGGAUCAGACAGAACCCGAAAAAGCCACCGCGCCGCCCGCGCCAGACCCCAAAGCCGCUCUCUCAGCCCGGAUGGCGCGCUUCAAGGCCCUGCAAGAACAGCGCACCUCGGGCAAAAAGGCAACCGAGAAGGAGGUCAUCGAGGAGAAGAAGCGCAACGAGGGAAAGCCGGAGGAGCUGGAGAAGGCGAAGCGGCUGCAAGAGCGCGCAGAGUUUAAACUUCUCAAAGCCGACGAUCCCGACUUUGAGCGGAAGCGCCACUGGGACUACACGGCCGAAGAGGACGAGAAUUGGGCCAAGCGGCUCGCGAAGAAGGCGAGGAACAGGGACAACAAUGCUUUCAGCGACUACCGUCAAGAGGCCAACAAAGUCUAUAAACGACAGAUUAAGCAGCUGUCGAAGGUCGACUUGGAGGCGUAUGCGGCACAGCGCGCUGAGAAACUGCAGAGGCAAGUCGCAGCGGGCCUGCUUGAGCUCGUGGAGACGGACGAUGGCGAUGUUUUCACUGUGGACAAGGAUGGCCGCGUCAACACUCCGGUCGAAGAGAACUACAACUUUGAUCACAAGCCAAGCAAAGAAGCGGUCGACCGCUUGGUAGAACAGCUGGACAAGUCGGAGAGAGCGCGCUUGAAGGCGAGGGCGGCAAGAGGAUUGAAGGAAGACGAUGGCGGAGACGUGACUUACAUCAACCAAAAGAACAAACAGUUCAACGAGAAGCUGGCCCGGUUUUAUAACAAGUAUACAACGGAGAUUCGGGAGAGCUUUGAGCGUGGCACGGCGAUCUGAGAAGGCGCAAUGGAACGUGGAGGAAUUAUGAUACCCCUGGGAUGAGCACUCUGGCGAAUGGACGAGGUCGCUAGGUGCGAUGUUUCUAUCUGGAUUAUUGAAGACUUUGCAUAAGUAAUGACUAUGGAGUCUGGGUACUUCUGCGCCUGCGCUACGGAUCAUGAAAUUUGGACAAUGGACAAUGGAGUGCCGGAGUCGAAGGAUGCUGUAGAAUAUUGUAUUAAUUGCACAAAGAGGCGCGUAUCCGCUAUU